This is a messenger RNA of Morus notabilis, 3231 nucleotides long. Its product is annotated as receptor-like protein kinase FERONIA. Gene Ontology annotation, biological process: protein phosphorylation. Gene Ontology annotation, molecular function: protein kinase activity; ATP binding. The record is from RefSeq and is a predicted model, not a curated record. The transcript has 3 exons. Lineage: Eukaryota; Viridiplantae; Streptophyta; Magnoliopsida; Rosales; Moraceae. Bases 395 to 3061 code for a protein of 888 amino acids.
GGAGUUGCAGUAUAAUAAAGUCAGUCGUUGCCAUUAAUCUCGGUUUCUGGUCUGCUCAUUUCUUUAAAAAAAAAAAAAAAAAAAAGGUUUAUCUCUCGAUUAAUUUCGUCUCUCUCUAAAAUUGUAUUUUCUCUCACUUCAUUCUCUCCGAUUCCGACUCCCAGAAUUCCUUCUUGUUCCGUGUAAUUGUCCGAAGAGAGAGAUAGUUUCUUGGGAAGUUGCAGAGAUCCUAGACCAUUCAUGGGCGGGUCGUGAUUGUUUUGGUUCUCCGAGAAAUUGGAAAUUGAGGUCUCGAGCCGACUAUUUCUCAGUUCCGAUCUGGUUUUUCCGAGUCCAGAUCUCUGUGCUCAUUGUUCUGAAUCUUUAGAAAGUUCCGUUUUUCCUUUUGGAGUCCAUGAAGAACUCGAAGAGUUCCAGAGCUUUGUCUCUGUUUCUUCUUGUGUGCUUGAGCUUCACAUCAGUUCAUCUGAUUUCGGCUGCGAAUUACGUGCCUGCUGAGCAAAUCUUCCUCAACUGCGGUGGGCCCACGGAGGAAGCCGACGGGAAGAAAUGGACCUCCGACAAGGGGUCUCUGUACUUAUCGAAAGCCGCGAAGUCCACCACCUCGGAAGCCUCUUCUCAAGACCCUUCAGUCUCAACAAUCCCUUUCAUGACCGCAAGAGUUUUCCAGUCUGAUUUCACCUACAGCAUCUCCGUUGCCCCCGGCCGCAAAUUCAUCCGAUUGUACUUUUACCCCUCUUCGUACUCCGGCCUCAACGCGUCGAACGCCGUCUUUGAUGUCACGGCUCAGUCGUACACUCUCCUGAAGAAUUUCAGUGUCGCACAGACAACUGAGGCUCUGAACUAUGUCUCAAUCGUCAAGGAGUACUCUGUCAAUGUGGAAGGUGAUACCUUGGCCCUUACUUUUAAGCCGUCUUCGAGUAUUCCGAAUGCUUAUGCUUUUGUGAAUGGGAUUGAGCUUGUGUCUAUGCCUGAUAUGUAUUCUGCUGAUGGAACAACUAUGAUUGUUAGUCAAUCUGUUCCUUUUAUCAUUGAUAAUGGCACUGCUCUUGAGAAUGUGUAUAGGCUAAAUGUUGGUGGGAAUGAUAUAUCUCCGUCGAAGGAUACGGGUCUGUUUAGGUCCUGGUAUGAUGAUACUGUUUAUUUGUAUGGGGCUGCUUUUGGGGUUCCUGAAACUGCUGAUCCAAACAUGACAAUCACGUAUCUUGAUGGUGUCCCUAGUUAUGUUGCACCUGUUGAUGUCUAUUCCACUGCGAGAUCGAUGGGGCCCGAUUGGCACAUCAACCUUAACUACAAUCUGACUUGGAUUUUGUCAAUUGACUCGGGGUUCUCUUACCUGGUUAGGCUCCAUUUCUGCGAGGUUGCUGAGAACAUAACCCAUUCCAAUCAGAGGGUGUUUACGAUCUUUCUUAAUAACCAAACUGCCCAGAAUGAAGCUGACGUUGCCGCCUGGGCAGGUGAGCAUAAUGGGGUUGGGUUGUACAAGGAUUAUGUAGUAGUUUUGGCUCCAAAGGGAAGCCCUCAGCAGGAUUUGUGGCUUGCACUUCAUCCUUACACUAAUGGAAAGUCUCAGUACUAUGAUGCAAUCCUAAAUGGAGUGGAGGUGUUCAAGAUCAACGAUACAACUGGAAAUCUUGGAGGGCUCAAUCCUAUUGCUCCUCCUAAACAAGAUGAGAUUGACCCGUCUCGGGUUAGACCAUCUCAUGGUAAAUCAAAGAGUCAAACGGCUGUUAUUGCUGGGGGCGUAAGUGGUGGAGUUGUUUUAGCCCUUGUGCUUUGUUUCUUUGCUUUGUUUGUAUCGCGCCGCCGCAGGCAUGGGAAGGACUCGAAUGCAAGUGAAGGGCCAUCUGGGUGGCUUCCUCUUUCUCUGUAUGGGAACUCACACUCUGCAGGUUCUGCCAAGACAAACACGACGGGAAGUUAUGCCUCCUCUCUUCCUUCGAACCUUUGCCGCCAUUUCUCGUUCUCUGAGAUCAAGGCUGCCACCAACAACUUUGAUGAGGCUCUACUCCUCGGUGUGGGAGGUUUUGGCAAAGUUUACAAGGGUGAAAUUGAUGGUGGAACGACCAAGGUUGCAAUCAAGCGGGGGAACCCUCUCUCUGAGCAAGGUGUCCAUGAGUUCCAAACCGAGAUUGAAAUGCUCUCAAAGCUUCGUCACCGCCACCUUGUUUCGCUGAUUGGUUAUUGUGAAGAAAACUGCGAGAUGAUCCUUGUUUAUGAUUACAUGGCCUAUGGUACACUUCGUGAGCAUCUGUACAAGACCCAAAAGCCCCCACUACCCUGGAAACAAAGGCUUGAGAUAUGCAUUGGGGCUGCUCGUGGUUUGCACUAUCUCCACACUGGCGCUAAGCACACCAUCAUACACCGAGAUGUCAAGACAACCAACAUUCUUUUGGACGAGAAGUGGGUGGCAAAGGUCUCUGAUUUCGGGUUGUCAAAAACUGGCCCUACGUUGGAUCAUACUCAUGUCAGUACUGUUGUCAAAGGCAGUUUUGGUUACUUGGAUCCUGAGUACUUCAGGCGGCAACAACUAACGGAAAAAUCUGAUGUUUACUCAUUCGGGGUUGUCCUGUUCGAAAUCUUGUGUGCACGUCCAGCCCUGAACCCCACACUUCCAAAGGAACAAGUGAGCUUAGCUGAGUGGGCUGCACACUGCCACAAGAAGGGCAUUCUUGACCAGAUACUUGACCCUUACCUGAAGGGAAAAAUCGCACCGGAAUGUUUCAAAAAGUUUGCUGAGACAGCCAUGAAAUGUGUAUCUGACCAGGGCAUCGAAAGGCCUUCCAUGGGAGACGUUCUGUGGAACCUCGAGUUUGCUUUGCAGCUGCAAGAGAGCGCCGAGGAAAGCGGUGAAGGCUUUGGCAACAUCGAGGAGGAGCCGUUCAUGCCUUGUAAAGGGAAGGACCCGAAUGCCUCACCGGGCUUUGAUGGUAAUGUGACAGACUCAAGAAGCAGUGGCAUGAGCAUGAGCAUUGGUGGGAGGAGCUUGGCAAGUGAAGACUCCGACGGGCUGACACCAAGUGCUGUGUUUUCACAGAUCAUGAACCCCAAAGGGCGCUGAGAUCAAAAGAGUUAGAGGUGGAAAUCGACCGGCCCACCCGUUGGCACGGCUGAGGAACAGCACGUACUCUUUUGUCACCUUACUCGGCGACGGCACGAGUCAAGUAUUACAUGAAUCCGUCACUGCCUACCAGACAACUAAGAAGACCAAGCUCACAAAUUCGAUAUCUU